Molecule: messenger RNA, 768 nt
Organism: Besnoitia besnoiti
Lineage: Eukaryota; Apicomplexa; Conoidasida; Eucoccidiorida; Sarcocystidae
Product: nucleoredoxin family protein
Exons: 8
Coding region: 1-768 (255 amino acids)
Source: RefSeq, a predicted model, not a curated record
AUGCCGGGGGCUCUCGAGAGACUGCUGGGCCCCACGCUCGUCGGGAAAGGCGGGAGAGUCGUUCAGACUUCUUCGAUCGACUCAGGAGUCGUCGGCAUUUACUUCAGCGCGCACUGGUGCCCGCCAUGCCGCCAGUUCACUCCCAUGCUUGCACGACGGUACCAUGAGCUGAAGAGCUUGAAUAAGGCCUUCGAGGUCGUCUUCAUCAGCUCGGACCACGACAAGGGCUCUUUCGACGAAUACUUCGGCUCCAUGCCGUGGCUGUCUCUCCCUUUCGAAGAUCGAGCGCGGAAAGCGUCGCUUUCGCAGAUUUACGGAGUGUCGGGCAUUCCCACCCUCGUUCUCGUUGACAGCAACGGGACUCUCGUCGAUCGAAAUGGACGCCAAAAGGUUUUCGAUGCGACAUUUGCACAGAGCUUGCCGGAGAAAAUCGAUGUGGAAGUGCGCGGCCUCACGCUGGAAAGCGUUAUUGAUACUAUCAGCUGCGACGCAGCUCUGUCUGACGAAGAACGGACGGUCGGCUAUUCCACGCUCGUUAAAGUCGUGUCGAACAUUCUGAACAACCCCGGAGAUCCCAAGUAUCUGACGCUGAAGAAGAGUAACGCGUCUGUACAGUCCAAGCUGGGAAACCGCAAUUUUAUCAAGAUUCUCAAGCUGGCAGGUUUCCAGGAGACGCCUGAAGCCUACAAGUGUAGCGAGUAUCCCGACACCGGCAAACUCAAAGAAGUUCGAGACGUGCUGAACUCACUCCUCCUCAGCAUGUCAUAG